Messenger RNA from Peniophora sp. CBMAI 1063, 1224 nucleotides. NCBI's taxonomy places the organism in Eukaryota, Fungi, Basidiomycota, Agaricomycetes, Russulales, Peniophoraceae. The record is from the annotation of a GenBank genome assembly.
AUGGAAGUGGCGGAAAAGCGGCUUGCUUUCUUGUUAGCUCAACAGGGCCCACCCGCCGAUGCCGCACCCAUCACCGACGACGCGCCCAUCACCGACGACGCAUUCAUCGCGGACGACAAGUGCUCGAUGGGUAAUGGCGAACCUAUCGCGGGGGACUCGCAUGCGGAGGUGUCUGAAGAGGACGCGCUGUCUCCCCUUGUCACGCUCAACGACGACGCGACCGAACCUGCCACCACGCUCGGCGACGAGACAAUGCAAGUGUUUGAUGGUGCCCAAGGCAAUGCGGGUACGGGUGAGAACAACGACGGUGUGUCCGGCAGCGCAGUGUCCGACGAAAAUGACGCAGCGGGGAACCUCGUCGGAGAUGGUGACGAGCAUGCCGAGACGAGCACGCCCCUGACAGACAACGAUGUUGAAGAUCGAAUGUCGGUGGGAUCGUUCAUGGAUCGGGUCUUUUGUUGGGGUGGUCUCUUAUGGUCAGACUCGCCGACUAGAGAGGGCGUGGACGUCGAAGCAGCAACACAGAUGGCUACGGAGCUAGUGGGGUUCGAAGUCGUCGCAUUUGACCAGGUAGAAUGUCUAUGCGUCUCGUACCCUGCGGAACUAACAGGGGCACAGAACGGCGAGCGAGCACCUAUAGAGAUCAAGUCCGCCCGCCAAUGGGCCUCAAAGUUACGACUGGCGACGAAGAUAUAUACGUCGGUACCAGAAGCGAACUACACGAUGCUCGUCGCGCAGGCCUGGCAUGCCAUCCGGCAUCUUCCGUACGAUAAAGUGCUCCAAAUGAACGGACGCUACGGACUCAUCGGCGUCGUCCGUGCGAUCUACCAGGCGAACGCUAUAGAUCCAGGAGCAAGUGAGGAUUUCCGUUCGAUCAUGUUGGACGUUGCGAAUGCCUUCCGCGUCAUGCGCGCGACCAUCGGAGCCACGCGCGACGCCGAGGCCAUGCCCGGACCCGCGCCAAUCACAGCAGCGUCGAGUACGCUCCUCGAUGUGUUGACGCAGCGCGAUCCCGAUCAUGUGGCAAGGGCUACGGAGGCGAUCCAGCACCUGAUGAGCGGAGACGUCAUCGAGAUCGAUGACGAAGAGGCAGAAGGGGGGUUACAGGUUUUGAAGAAGGGCGGUAGCGGCGGUGGAGGCGGCAAGGCGAAGAAGCUCCCUGCAAAGCGCAAGCCGACAAGCGCGCCAAGACCUUCGCCGAAGCCAAAGAGGAACAAGUUGUAA